This is a messenger RNA of Saprolegnia diclina VS20, 2667 nucleotides long. RefSeq lists its product as hypothetical. The coding region runs from base 1 to 2667 and encodes 888 amino acids. The transcript is spliced from 4 exons. The record is from RefSeq and is a predicted model, not a curated record. NCBI's taxonomy places the organism in Eukaryota, Oomycota, Saprolegniomycetes, Saprolegniales, Saprolegniaceae.
AUGGCGAAUCGGGCGCUUGCAGCGCACGAAGCUGCGUUCCAGCUGGUCCAAGAGCCGAGCGCGUUCGCCGCUAUGAGCUCACUCCCGCACCCGGCGCCAGUGCUCUUCUGCCUCACGGGUAUGGACGAGCCGGUCUCGUGGCCGCUCUGCGCCGCGCAGGCAGCGCAGAUUGCCGGACUCCACCCCGACAAGACCAUCUCUGCGGCCAACAUUCAUCUUGACGAGCGCUUCAUGAACAGCUACCACGACAUGCAUGCGGCCAUGUACCGCACCUAUGUCCCGCACUUGGGCCCAUCGAGCGACGUGUACAUGGAGCUCUCGCAUUUGAUCGUGGACGACGUCGGGGACGCCGACAGCUUUCGCCUCCAGCCUUCCAACGAUGACACGGUCAAUACGACCACGUUUGGCAUGCUUCUGGUGCUGCUUCCGUCGGAGCACACGGGCGGCGCCGUCACGUUCACGUUUGGCGGCCACUCGACAACAUUUGACGACGCCGCGUCGCUCGUCGAGACACCGUUCAGCGCCGCCUUUCUCUGCGCGACCAUCACGUCGGCGCCCAUCACGUCCGGGCGCCGCGUUGCACUCGUGUACCGUUUGUACUAUGGCGACGUGGACGGGCCCAUGCGCAUGGUGCCGCCAGCGCAGGACGCGGCCAUCGCGGCGUUCCGUGCGAUUGCGCAGUCAACGACGCAAGAAGUCCAGUGCGUCGGGCUGGAGCUGGAGGACAUGGAGGAGCAAUAUCUCUCGUUUGCGUCGCUCACGACUUGGGAGGCGGGGUUCGUGCACGUGCUUCUCGCCGCCGGCACCUACGGCGUCGGUCUUGCGAGCCUCGACAUGAACCGAAAUGGCGUCAUUAAAGCAUUCGAGCCGCACCCAACGCUUUUGCACCUGCCGCCGCCGCAGUCGACUGCCUUCCAGUGUCCGUCGUGCGUGCCCGUGUACUGGCCGACGCGCCACCGUGUCUGCAUUGUCGACCCCGUCACCGUCUGGGACGUGUUGGAGCAGCGAGUAUGCGAGCGCCAUGGCGACAAAGCCGCUGCGUACCUUGGUGUCUCGGACACGAAGGAGCUACUUCUCGGGAUGCUCACAACCCACGACCUUCGCCAGCUGCGACGAGAACGCAGCUUGUCGUUCCUGCAGAAGAUGCAGAUGCUCUUGGUCGCGUUGAAGGACGUGGCGCUCUCGGCGGCUUUCUUGGAUGCAGUCGCAAUCACAGAGGCGCUCGUGGCGACCAAAGUCGGUCCCGUCGUGCACUGUCUCUUGUCCCAGCAUGGAUGGGAGCCGCUGCAGGCGUCGGUGCUUGGGCUCGUUCGGCGCUGGAUCAACUCUGAUCCCGACGCCACGCUGCAGCUACUCACGAGCUUGGCCGGCCUCAACACCAAGUCCGUAUUGUGUCGACCGCUGCGUCAACCGUACGACGCCGAGCUCUUCAAGCGCUGCUACGGCGUCAUGCUGGCGACGCCUGGCCUCGUUGGCACCGAGAUGACCCGAUUCGAUCGCGGUCCGACCUUUGUCACCGGUCUCUUCUUGCUCGAAGAUUACGUGACGAGACUCGUGCCGCAGCGCCAAGCCGCCAACUAUGUGAGUCAGCGUCUACCUCUGAUCUUUGUACCAGCGAUCGACGCCUAUCUCUUUGCCUACCCGUCAGUCGAUCGCUUGCUCUCGUCGUCGCCGCUACCGCUUUUGGACCUGGCCGUCGGGCUCGAGUCGGCCGUGCGCUGCCACAUGUCGCUGCCGCUGCCACCGACGGUGCUCGAGACCAUCUUUGCGGCGAUACGGCCCAUGACGGCUGACACGCUGACGGCCAUUACCACCAACGUUGCCAGUGCGGUCCUCUUCUUGGCGUGCGUCUCGCAGUGUCUGGAUACGUCGCUCUUUCACAGUUUGGUCGACGUUUGUGGCCUGGGACUGCUCCCGACGGUCCAUUCGAUUGCGCUUGAGUUUCCAAACCACGCGCUUUUGAACCAGCUUGUCGCUGCGUUCAUCGAUACCUCGGUGGAUGCGCUCGUGGACGAGUCCCAGUGGCCCGAGUGGCAUCUCUGUCCCGUCCCCGUACGCCCCAAUGACGAGAGCUUCGCAGCCAAACCCGGUGUUCUCAUCCUCGUCGACGCUCUGGCAUUCUUGGAGCGCAUGGCGCCAAGCAGGGCGCGUGCCUUUGCAACGAGGUACCUCCAGCGGCUGCCGACAACGCUUAGUAUGAUCCACGACCGACUGGUGCCGGUUCUAACGCGCCUCGGUUGCCACAGCGGCGCCUACGAUGUGCUGGUGGAGGCGACGAUCGAUCGCUUUGCCGCUCUGCCCCACCUCGCCGACUAUACCCUGCCUCGGCCGUGGACUCUCAACCCGAACCACUGCCCCCAGCACGACCCGUACGAGAUCGUGCGCAAGCGACGACGGCGUCUGUCCGAGACUAAUGCGUGUUGUCGACGCGAGCGCAAGCCGGUUAUCGUCCUUGGCGAGGACCAACCCUUCCCCCGGGUGUAUGUCCUCGAGAAGGUGCGCCAGCCAGGUGACGUCGCCGACGCCGAGUGGUACAUGGCCGAGAAGAUGAGAAAGAUCCACGCCCACGUCUCGGCAUUCGUCACAACCUUGGUGCGCCAACGACAGGACGACGACGCGGCAGCCAGUGUGACGAACGCACCGCCGGCCAAGCGCCUUCGGUCUUGA